AUCGCUCGUCGCCGAUUCAUUUCGAUCGAGAGACGUCUUUUAAAAUCGCCUGACAUCCGUUCGCAAUAUAUUUCAUUUAUGGCCGAAUACGAAAACCUCGGUCAUAUGUCCGUUGUGGCAAACCAAAAUUUAGAUGAGCCUCAUUUUUACAUACCUCAUCAUUGUGUCCUAUAGCCGAACAGCGAAUCAACAAAACUUCGUGUCGUGUUCGACGCCUCAUGUAGGACGACAUCGCACAAAUCAUUAAAAGAUCUACUUUUAGUUGGACCAACAAUUCAACAAGAGCUGUACAUAUUGUUGCUACGAUUUCGCUUGUUUCGAUACGCUAUAACUGCAGACGUCACCAAGAUGUACAGGCAAGUACUUUUGAACAAUAAUGAUCGUAAAUACCACUAUAUUCUUUGGCGAGCUUCUCCAGAUCUGGAACUCCGCACAUAUCAACUAAAUACCAUCACAUACGGAACGGCCUCGGCUCCAUAUCGUGCAGUGCGAAGCCUUCACUAUUUAGCAGACAAGUGCAUGGAUGAGUUGCCAGUUGGUGCCUCGGUUGUGAAGUCGUCUUUCUAUGUGGAUGAUAUGCUUUGUGGAGCUGACAGCAUUGAUGCCUUGCGUACGGUAAAAAGCCAAGUUAGUGCAGUUCUCGAGAGAGGUAGCUUUCCAUUGUCGAAAUGGCACUCCAACCACGUAGACUUCAGGGAAUGCCAAACAUCAAAAGAGCUCAACUUCACAGAAGAUUUAGUAACACUUGGUAUCACAUGGGAUCAACUGGAAGAUGUGUUCCUGUUUACAUUUGCACCAAAGGAAAUUCAUACUGCGGUCACAAAACGCACGAUCCUUUCGAUCGCCUCAUCACUCUUCGACCCGCUCGGAUUGCUUGCACCUCUUCUGAUCACAUCCAAAAUCGUACUCCAAGAACUGUGGCUUUUAAAGCUCGAUUGGGACGAGUCCGUGCCACAAAACCUGCAACACGCUUGGAGCAAAUGUCUCUCGGUUCGCUAUCAACGCUCGCGGUGCCUCGUUAUUGUCAACAGCCAAACGCAUGCAAUCUCCAAAUUCACGGCUUUUGCGACGCAUCGAUUCGAGCAUAUGGUUGUUCUUUGUACUUGCGCACUGAAGGCACAGAUGGAAAUAUUGCUGUUCACUUGCUGACAUCGAAGUCACGAUUGGCUCCUGUCAAAAAACAAUCGCUCCCUGGAACAUAAAAAUAUCUCCAGUCUAGAUCAUUUUGAGAGGAUCACCUCAAUUAAACAACGCUUUUGGCGUCGCU
This is a messenger RNA of Rhagoletis zephyria (snowberry fruit fly), 1267 nucleotides long. RefSeq lists its product as uncharacterized. The record is from RefSeq and is a predicted model, not a curated record. NCBI's taxonomy places the organism in Eukaryota, Metazoa, Arthropoda, Insecta, Diptera, Tephritidae.